Molecule: messenger RNA, 992 nt
Organism: Nematostella vectensis (starlet sea anemone)
Lineage: Eukaryota; Metazoa; Cnidaria; Anthozoa; Actiniaria; Edwardsiidae
Exons: 2
Coding region: 91-780 (229 amino acids)
Source: RefSeq, a predicted model, not a curated record
CCAAUUUCCAGGAAGAAAUUAACAGAAUACCACUCGUGACAAUUGGCUUUAAUAGCGCGUUAGCCAAGAGUUAAAAAUAAAUAUUACGUCAUGCGCGCAAAGCAGUUUGGGAUCGAAGUGCGGACAAACACAACAUCCAACAUUCUUCAUCAUGUCAUGGCUGCCAAAAAAGGAGCAACAAAGCAUUGUUGUUUGGGAAAAUGCAACUCUGACUCAAGGUAUUCUGAACGGCUGCCAGAAAAUGUUUAUUUCAUUCGUUUUCCAAAGCCAGGAGCAUUUAAAGAUGGCAUGACUGACUGGCAGAAGCAACAAGAAACGCAGAAAACUGAGAAGUUUAAGCGGUGGAUUCACGCUUGCGGUCGCAAAUCAUUUACAUUGUCGCAUAUCAAGAAGAACACAUACAUCUGUUCCUUGCAUUUUGUUGGAGGAAAUGGACCAACAGUUAUAAAUCCAGAUCCUAUCAUCGCUACAUCCUCAAAAGAAACAACUUCAAAGGUUAAUAAGACAAGGAAGGCACCGAAAGAACGAACUUUAUUACUAGGCCACCCAUCAUCAACUCGAAAACGAAAGCUAGGAGACGACACGGGCCUAUAUGAUAACAACUUCGAGAGUCAAGAUGAAGAUGAAUCGUGUUCCCGCGAUGACACACAGUUAGAAAUUGAUGAUCAAAAUCUGGAGCCAUUUCAAAAACAUCAGGAAACACAAACUGUGUAUGAUAGGCAUAUCCUAGGGGCAAAGGUGGAAACAAUGAUGCUUAGGAACAAGACCACGAGGACUUGAUGUUUCCUGAGAGACAUGCAUUUCACAGAACUAAACCUGCAAUUUUCAGGAAAUUCAAAAACAUCAGAGCAUCUAUAGACUGCACAGAGUUCAAAUGUGAGGUUCCACGUGAUUAUGGAAAACAAGGUAACAUGUAUUCAGCAUAUAAGCACCAUACAACUAUGAAAUGCCUUAUCGCUGUAAAUCCAAAUGGAGCUGCAGUGUUUGUAUCA